AUCUGAGCGGGCUGCCGGAGUCUAGUUUCUAGUAAACAGGUUUGCAGUACUGGAAGAUCAUUAAAUAGACCCUCUGUUUAUCGAAGGAGUGAAGUUUCAAAUACCUGGAUCUUAGUUGCAAGCUUCCCAUUUCAGAUUUUCGCAAACCUUUGCUUCUCGUUCUGGGGCUAGGGAGAGAGGAAUCUGGCGGUUUGGAUUGGGUUUGUGUGUUUUGGAUGGGUGAACGGGACUGGCUUUUGAAUCUGUCUGGAUGGGAUGUACAGUGAGUUUUAUUUGCUGUGAAGACGAGUUCCUGCAGAUGCCUUUGGGUCAUCAUGAGGAAAAAAAGAAAGAAACGAGUCUGCUCACAAAGCCCGAGGAGUUUGAGGCAGCCCACUCCCACACGUUCCGAGUGAAGACAUUUAAGAAGGGGAAGCACUGUGCUGUGUGCAAGCAGACUGUCAGCAAGGAGGGGCUCACCUGCCGGGUUUGCCGACUGGCUUGUCACAAGAAAUGUGAAUCUAAGGUAUCCACGUCCUGUGUGCCUACUGCAAACUACGAACUGCCUCCCAGUAAUGAUAUUGCACUGAAGCAUGUAGACACAAUGGGUUCAACAAAAUCGACCAAGAGUGUGGAAUCCCGACCCAGACCUUCACGGAGCCUGAGUCUAAUCCAAGCCAUGGAUGAGGGCUACGACGUGGAUCUGGUUUACAUCACAGAGCGCAUCAUUUCCGUCUCGUUCCCGAGUGGCGCUGAGCAGCAGAGCUACAGGGCCAACCUGAAGGAGGUGGCGCAGAUGCUGAGGUCCAAACAUGGAGCCAACUACUUGCUUUUUAACCUCAGCGAGAAACGAUAUGACAUCACCAAGUUCAACCCAAAGGUGUUGGAUUUUGGCUGGCCAGAUCACCAUGCCCCAGCGCUUGAUAAGAUCUGCAGCAUCUGUAAAGCCAUGGACACUUGGCUCAAUACAGACCCUCACAAUGUGGUGGUUCUGCAUAACAAGGGUAAUCGUGGACGGACUGGUGUGGUCAUAGCAGCUUACAUGCACUACAGCAACAUCUCUGCCAGUGCAGACCAAGCGCUGGACAGGUUUGCUAUGAAGAGGUUUUAUGAAGACAAAGUACUUCCUGUAGGCCAGCCCUCCCAGAAGAGAUACAUACAGUACUUCAGCGGCUUGUUGUCAGGAGCCAUCAAAAUUAACAACAAGCCUUUGUUUUUGCAUCACGUAAUCAUGCAUGGGAUCCCAAACUUUGAAUCCAAAGGAGGUUGCCGCCCUUUCCUCAAGAUUUAUCAGGCAAUGCAGCCAGUCUACACAUCUGGGAUCUACAAUGUCCAAGGAGAUGGCCAAACCAGUAUCUGCAUCACCAUUGAACCAGGGCUGCUUCUCAAAGGAGAUAUUCUGCUGAAGUGUUACCACAAGCAGUUCCGCAGCCCAACACGUGACGUCAUUUUUCGAGUGCAGUUCCACACCUGUGCCAUCCAUGACCUGGGGGUUGUCUUUGGCAAAGACGAGCUUGACGAAACCUUUAAAGAUGACAGGUUCCCUGAAUAUGGAAAAGUGGAGUUUGUCUUCUCAUUUGGGCCAGAGAAAAUACAAGGAAUGGACCACCUGGAAAAUGGCCCCAGUGUCUCGGUGGACUACAACACCCAGGACCCUCUCAUCCGCUGGGACUCCUAUGAGAACUUCAAUCAGUGCUGUGAGGACACCAAUGAAGAACUUCACACACAAGGUCCACUUGACGGUAGUAUUUACGCCAAGGUUCGCAAGAAGGAUUCUAUUGCCGGGUGUGGGGGUGCAGUCAGUGCCAACGGCAUCCCAGCAGUCGAUCACGCUCUGUCGGUCAGCAGUGACUCUGGAAACUCCACCGCCUCCAUUAAGACGGACCGGACCGAUGACCCUGGACAGCAGGCAGUGACAGUCACCCAACCUCUGAGCCCAGAGGAGAAGAAAGAGCUAGAUCAACUUCUGAGUGGCUUGGAGGUGCCCAUGCAUCGACAAGCUUUACUGGUGGCAGCGGCAGGAGGGGGUGGAGGAGGAGUGCGGCAUCUAGUGCCGGCACAAGUUCACGUAAAUGGGCACAGUGUCGAGCGGGAGACUGACAUCCUGGACGAUGAACUGCCUAACAGCCAGGAAGCUAACAGCGUGGACAGCUUAGGAACACUCUCUUCCUUUGAAGGCCGAGCAACGCCGGCAGAGCUGUACUAUCAAACCGAGACAGUUAUAAAUGGACAAGAAGGUCAGUAUCUGGAGAAGACCAUGCUAGAGAAGCUGCCUGAGCAUCAGAUUCGAAGCUCGUCCUCGGUUCAAGAACGCAUUAUGGACACUUCCCUGGUUUCACCGCAGAGUUACACUAACCAAAAUGGUGGCAUUUACCGCUCACAGUCCUUUGGUUCUGCCACUGUUCCCAGCUAUGAUCUUGCACCUAAGCUGAUGCCUAGAGCUCCAGCCAGAAGCACAAGCAGUAGAGAUGCAGUGCAGAGGGGUCUGAAUGUCUGGCAACAGCAGGGGCAACCGGACGAGGUGGCCCCAAAGGCAGCCCUCUUCAACCCAGUUCUGCAGAGCCACAGUCUGCCCGAGUUCCCAGGCAUGGCUUCCCAGCAGGAGAUUGAACAGUCCAUUGAGGCGCUUAACAUGCUCAUGCUCGACCUGGACCCGGCCUUGACCCAGGUGCCCAAGUCGAACAGCGCUCCCCUGUCUUCUGCUUCAGUCUCGGUGGGGGAUAACAGUGUGGUCACUACUCAGCCUGGCAUCUCCGCUCAGGCACCAACCAGAUCCUUCAACGCUUUCCAAGCAGAUACGUAUGUUCCAUCCUACUCAGAAGACCCGUCUACCACAUUUGGUCAAAUGCAACAAAGGCCUUCCAAUGCUUACCCACCAAGCACUGCAGGCCCAUCUUACAUAACAGAUCAGUCUGCCACAUUAGGUCGAGCACAUCCCUCCAAUACUUAUCCUGUGAGUACGGUGGCACAGGCUUAUUCAACAGAACCAUCGCCCACAUUCAGCCAAGAGCCACAGAGGUCUGCCAGCACUUGCCAAGCUAGCACUGCCGUCCCAUCCUACCCACCAGAACCUUAUAACUCCUUUAAUCAAGUGCAACAGAGACCAUCUAAUGCUUACUCAGCAAACAACACAAUCCCUUCUUACACAACAGAACCAUCCAACGCAUUUGGCCAACUGCAACUGCGACCUCUCAACACCUACCCUGUAAACACAGCAUCCCUGGCCUACUCCCCUGACCUUCAGGAGCUUGAUUACCACAUCUCCUCCCCAUGCCUUCAAGGACCCCCUCGCAGCCAGAGUGUGGGUGGGGGCAGUGCCUCGUCCUCUCCUCUCCCCCCUCUAAACUCCCAGUCACCUGUCUUACCCAAGGCAGCAGAGCCAGAUGAGGAACGCUACAACCUGGAAGGGAUUGUGGCCCACCGCGUGGCUGAGUACAACGCUCGGAUCAAUGGCAUCUGUCAAAGCAUGAACCCUCGACCAUCUCUCCAUCGCCUCCGUUCUUACUCCUUCUCCGGUGUAAGAUCCCGCGGAAUGUCUCCUGAGGAAUCGUCUGCUCCUGUGAGGCGUCGAACGACCAGCGAGGGACAGUAUGAGAACAGGCAGGAUACAGGCUCCGGCCACGGCAGCACUGUCCGCUCCCCGAUUCGCUGCGUCUCUCCCGAGGUGGUGAACUCCAUUGCUGCUAACCCGGGGGGAAGACCAAAGGAGCUUCACAUGCACAGUUAUCGAGAAGCAUUUGAAGAAAUGGACGGGGCUCCUCUAAGUCCCACGGCCAGUAGUGGUGGUGAGGUUUUCCCCCAAACCCCAGCUUUUCCCGUCUCACCUCAAACCCCUUACUACAACCUGACUCGCUCACCCCCUGGCCUCACGAAAACUCCCCUGUCAGCCCUGGGACUAAAGCCCCACAACCCAGCUGAGAUCCUACUGCAGCAAUCUGGACAAGAUGCAGAAACUAGCCCUUUACAUGAAACUGAGGAAGAACCCAGGAGUUACGUGGAGUCUGUCGCCCGGACUGCCACAGGGGGAGGUGGCCAGCAGAGCUCGCCAGUGCCAGUGAGCUACAGUCCUGAGAGGCAUGCAGCCCCAUCCCAUGCCUUCACCUCCCCCUUGUCCACCAGCAGCCCCAUCCACAGUGUUGACUGCAAUUAUCCCUCUGCUGACAGCAGUGUACGGAUGGGCACCCCCACAAACCCAACGGUCGACACGAGUUUCCGCUCUCAACCAUCAGAGAGCACCUACCGCACACCAACUCCUUCCUAUCCAGGAAUGGGCGGCGUGCCGGGCAGCUACGUGGGUCCUGACUACAGCCCCUACCAGUCUGAGGGUCCUCAGGUUAGCGUAAUGGGUGUCCACAAUGUGCCUGGGAGCCCCCACACUCUCCACCGAACAGUGGCCACUAACACACCUCCAAGCCCAGCCCUGGCAAGAAGGAUGGUCAACCAGGGGAGCCCAGCUAUGGGACGCCACGUGGUCGCUGCAAACAGUAGUGAACCUGGCACUCCAAACAGUCCCAUACUCGGCAGGCAUCCAGUGGUGACACAAAUGACCCCAGGAAGCUCAAGUCUGGAGAGACACAUCAUGUACGGUUAUUCCAGUCCAGACGAGAGGCAUGGCACACUGUCACGGCAAAGCAGCUCGUCUGGAUACCACCCCCCCUCAACACCAACCUUCCCCAUCACCCCGGCUGGCUAUGCAGAAAGCACGGGGCUCAGCCAGGGCAGCCCAGCCCCUCAACCUGUGCUCCCAGAGAAGAGACGCAUGUCCAGUGGGGAGCGCACCAACGGCGUGUUGUCCUACGAUACUCUGAAUGGAAAGAUGUCCUCGCCAGUUUCCAGUGGGGGUAGCACGCCCAGCACAGCAUUCUCCCACACUUUGCCAGACUUUUCCAAGCUCACUAUGUAUGAUGGAAGCCCGGAGACCAGGGCCAAUGUGAAGUUUGUGCAGGAUACGUCCAAGUUCUGGUACAAGCCUGAAAUCUCCCGUGAGCAAGCAAUUGGCCUGCUGCGCGAUAGGGAUCCAGGAGCCUUUGUGAUCCGAGACAGCCACUCGUUCAGGGGUGCCUAUGGUCUGGCCAUGAAGGUAGCAUCUCCUCCCCCCACCGUGGUGCAGCAAAACAAGAAAGGUGACAUAACCACUGAGCUGGUGAGACACUUUCUGAUAGAGACAAGCCCCAAGGGGGUGAAACUUAAGGGGUGCCAGAAUGAACCUUACUUUGGGUGCCUGUCUGCAUUGGUGUACCAGCACUCCAUCACACCACUGGCUCUGCCUUGCAAGCUUGUUAUCCCAGCACAAGAUCCUAAUGAUGACACCCCAGAAACAUCAACACCCUCAAAUUUGGCCUCAGAGCUUCUAAAGCAGGGAGCAGGACAGAGAGUCCCUCCUGCUGCCCAUGCAUGUAAUGUUCUCUAUUUAAACUCCGUGGACAUGGAAUCUCUUACCGGUCCCCAGGCCGUUGCCAAGGCGAUCUCAGAGACUCUCUCAGCGAAUCCUCCACCCACAGCCACCAUCGUUCACUUCAAAGUAUCUACACAAGGCAUCACCCUCACUGACAACCAGAGAAAGCUUUUCUUCCGUCGCCACUAUCCCAUAAACACAGUCACGUUCUGUGACCUGGAUCCACAGGAGAGAAAAUGGAACAAGGCUGACGGUGGCACAGCAAAGUUCUUUGGAUUUGUGGCUCGUAAACAAGGAAGCACGACAGAUAAUGUCAGCCACCUCUUUGCAGAGAUGGACCCAGACCAGCCUGCCACCGCUAUUGUCAACUUUGUCUCCAAGGUGAUGCUCGGCAACCAGAAAUGAUGUGCUCCCAGUGUCGGACAUUUUGUGUUUCAUGAGUCAGGAGGUGUUUUUUUUUUGUUUGUUUGUUUAUUUUUGUAUUUUCUGUAAUUGUUCAUUUGUGGUGUUCUUGGAAGGACUUGGAGUUGAUCCGAGAUGGAGAUAGAGAAAGUGCAUCAUGGGAUAGUGGCUGUGCUGAUGGUAGGGGAAGAUCUUGAUGUAUCGCAAACAAAAGAAAAGGUCAGGGAACUUCCUUUUGAUGGGAAGUAACAAAAGCAAAGUUGAGCGAAUGGGAUACUGAAAUCUAACCAGCUUUUGGAUUGAUUAAUCAAAUCUAGGCAUUUAAAAAACAGACCUUGACAGUUUUAACAUAUAAAACAUACCUUACAAACUGUGGUUUCUGUUUGAAGAUAUUGGUCUUUAACAGUGUGUAGAAAAUUACAAAUGGCAUCUACUCAUUCUUAUGAAGAGAAAAUAAUAUACAUGUACACUUGGUGUACCAAUAAAAUGUAUAUAGUCAUUUAUAAUGCCCAGAAUGGUCACUGGGCUCUGUUAACAGGUAGUGGAUGCUUAAAGGGCUGUAGAUAUCUUCACUCCUCUAAAUACAGUCAACCAAAUCUGUAUUGGAUGGAGGCAACACCUUGUAUUGGUUGGUAACUGCCAUGGUAGAUCUGAGAUUCAUCCCAGAACAUGGAGAUUUCAGUAGACGGAGGUGGAGUACUCUUGCUGGCAGACUCCUGAAUGUAUUGUGUUUAGCUGUAGUCUUGUUUUUAGGCUUUGCUUUGCUUUGCUUUCUAAAGAGGCUACAUGCUUGGUAGAAUAAACAUUUGAAAUGGCUUUUCCUGCUUAAACACACACUGUUCUUCAAGAGAGACUCAACACCAGAUGCAAGUCAAAGUGCAAGUGGAGUCCUUUUUAACCCCAAAACAUAUUUUUCAGAUUUAGACUAAUAUUUAGUGUUACCCUGCCUUAUUCAGUGUUAGAACUAAAAUAACUGAUAGAUAUGCCUACACCAACUAUGAUAUGUUGCUUGUAGAAAUGUCAACCGUGCAAACCCAGCCAGGGGAAUAUAAAAUUCUAUGUUAAACCCCUGUCGGUUUUUGGUCUAUUUGCAAAAAGACUCUCAUGUCUUUGAAGCCUGAGCUGAAGACUUACUGUUUCUCUUAGUAGGCUUUUUUUUUCCAUAGAAAAAGCAAGAUAAACAGAUGGAAGAUUACUGAAUGAAAUGUAUUUUUAUUUUUAUUUUCUGGAAGUAUUAGAAUUGAAGAACCUUUUUUGAGUUUUGCAGGACAAGCCAUUUUCACUGUUCAAGGGUAGCUCUUCUCUCUUUAGACACAAAUACAAAUAUAGCUACAACAUCCUGUAUGCAUAGAAAUAUUCCUAUCACUGCUCAAGAAAUGGCCUUAUAAAUAUAUGUUAUACCGAAAAGUUAAGUAAGCUAAUCAAAUAUAUUAAAACAAAUAUAUAUAUUUAGUUUCUUUAAGAAAUAUUUAUUUUUUGCCAUGCCGUGCUGUUUUAACUCGUAUAUAAAAAUCAUGUAUAGUAAAGCAUUUAAAAAAAUAUAUAUUUUGGCUAAAAAUUGACAGAUUUUAACAACAUUUAAGAAAUAUAAGAUGUAAAAUGUAUGUAUGUUAAAGCUUGUCACUAUAUAUUUGGAAUAUUGUUUUUUUUCACUCCUUUAUUGUUUAUUCUUUCAUAAUAUUUUUCUGUGUUAGUUGACAAUAGGCAUGUGAAGGGUUAAAUUCACAGGAAGGAUAGAAAAGAAAGAAACAUGCCUAUCCUUGUUUUAGAUCUAUGUGAAUAUAUGCAUUGUAUGUGUUUUAGUACUAAAGUAAAAUAUGUUAUAAGGGCAACAUAAGGAACAAACAUGUAUUGGUGUAUAUACUAAUAAAGUUAUAAGGAAGGCCAGGAUUUUUUGCACUUGACAGGUUUAAAAAGUAGUUCAACAGACAAGCACACAGAUCAAUAGAGUUUAGUCUUGGCGUGAUUUAUAAUUGGGCUUUUGAAUUUAUGGAUAAGGAAUUGAAUCCCACAUUUUCCACAUUGGUCUGUUUGUUUUACUUACUAAGAGCAACUGUUUUCAAAAAGUAAAAAAAAAAAAAAAAGUACAGUAACAGGAAGGAAAUGUUGAAUGAAGAAUUGUGUCAAGUGCAUAGAACCUGGAAUGUCUUUUAAGAAGUGUGAUUUGGGGUUGAAUUGCUGGUGGGAGUUCUCUCUGUAAAAAGGAGCAAGUUAUAAAAGAGCGAAGUGCAGGAAUGAGGCAUGCCUGGUCAUUUAGAAUCCAGCCACCUCGUACUGAAAAAUAAAUGCUAUAGUGUACAGUGUGCCUUUGCUAUAUUCAUAAAAAGAGAAGUCUAACAUUGUCUACUAAAAUAGAAAGAUUAAAACAUCACAUUUAGACUCACAGUACUUCAAUUAUAAAGUAUUUUUUAUCAGAACAAUGUGAUUAUUAUUAUUAUUAUUAUUAUUAUAUUAUUAUUAUUAUUAUUAUUAUUAUCUUUUUUUUUUUUAAUAGCAACUAGGUGCCUGACAUUGAUCUACUUUCUACAUUAGAAUCCAGACAGCAGUUUCUGAAAUAUCUUUUCCAACAGAGACAAUGGUCUUUGGAAAGUCUUGGAUUCAAGUUUUAAAGUUAUCUUGGCUUAAGAUUUGCUGCCAUCUUCUGUUGCAAACUGCUAUUACAAUUUAGCAUUCAAAAGAGAGCGAGCUAGAAAACAUGCCUUAUUGCAAGCUUCACUGUACCGUACUCCACUGCAUACUGCUGUAACUGAACAGAACGGUGAUGUCUUUGUUUGUAAUAGCUGUUGUGAUAAAAUGUAUAUUGCAAACACCAUUCUACUGUAUUCUGUACAUUAUAAUAAGAGACAUGUCUAUAUCAGAGAUGAAUUUUAGUACAGCCUCUAAUUUUUCUAGCUUUCCAAUCCCUGGGCUGCUUUGUCACAGGAGGACAACUGAGCAUUUCUAAGCUAACCCAGGCUUGCCAUGGACACCUCGGCUCACUUAACACUGAACUUACCUCUAUCAUUCUAGAUUUGGCAGUGAAAGACACCAGAGGAAUACUCCUGCGGACAUCUAGCUAUACCCAAUGAGACACAUUUGAGAUAUUCUGUACAGCUGAGAUAUUGGUCAGUUAUCCCUAGUCUUCAAGAGGAGCAUACCUAAGCAUACCUGAACAUGCUGAAGGACAAUAUACUUAAUUUCUUUUUUAGACUUGAAUGGGUAGUGAGUAUUUUAUGAACCACAAGAGUUUCUCUUAAAAUAUAAAUCCCCCUAGUCCUCAAAGAAAGUGUGUCCUUUUUUUUUUUUUUUUUUUUUUCAAAACUAUCUAAGCGUUCUUCGCAGAGCAACAAAGCGAAGUAAGCGGAAAACAUUGCUGUAGGGCUUUUGUAAAUGGUGCCACUUUGUUAAAGCAAAGCAUUGCACACAAGGAAACAGAGAAAGUAUUUUUUUUUUAUUUAUUUAUUUUUUAACACAGAUAAAAUUACCACUUACUAAGAGCCCAGAAACACAAACACAUAUAUGCACGUGCCAAAGAAAGAAUUGAAAUCGCACUCCCUGCUAUUAGUACAGAAUUCCUCUUAUGUUAUCUUUCUCUUAAACCACCUUGCUGGAAUAUCUAUGUUUAUAGAAAUGUUUCUACAGUUACAAAACAGACAUAUAGUCGGUUUAUAAUAGAAAACCCACAUUUAUUCAAUAAUCUUUAACAAGGUUUCACAAAUGUCCCGACUUGGGAUUUGUUGUAGUUUUGUUAUUCAUGAGUUCAUGGAUUUCAGGGUUACAUUAGUAGCUUUGGGGAAGUUUUAUUAUUAUUAAUAUUAUUAUUAUUAUUUCGCAUCGUAGCUUGCUUUUAAAAUGUACCCUCCCUCAACUCCUUUUGAAAGAAGUGGUAACAUAUGGUACUUGUAAUUUGGUGAAUUCAGCCCCACUAAAAGCUUUAUGCACUUAAAAGGCUGGGGAAGGCAGCUAAACCGAAAGAGCAGUUAGCGAGUAGCAGAUGCACCGAGGCAAUAUGCAAUCAAAUUAAAUACUUUCACCUGAUUACUACUUUGACUAGAUUACAAGCAUGCCUAAGCACUUAAUAUUUCUUGAAAUGUCUUCCUUUUUUAAACUACAGACAGUAUAUAAAUAUUAUGUAAUGCACUUAAACUGUGUUUAACUGAUACAUAGCCGUGGAUAGUAGUUUAAGGAUAUACUGUAUUAACUCCAAUGUGCCAAAGAAUGUAAACAUUUUCAAUUUUCUUUGUACUAUAAGUCUUCUUUAUUUGUUUAAUUAUAUUAAAUUCAGUUUAAAAAUAUAAUACAUUAAAUGGUAUGUAUGUUAAUUAUUAGAUUAUAACAGUUAUAAAUUAUAAAUCACAGCUUAUAUAUGUUUUUGUCUGGAAAAUGAUAGCAUGUGUUAGAAACUGUUGUCGAAAUACAUCCUGCAAUUUGUUCUGAUGUGUAUAGCUCAGUUUAGCUUCUUUUGAAAUUCAGCAGUCGGAAUGAUUCAGUAAUUUCUGAUUCAAUGAUUCCUCCCAGAUAGCAGCGUGCAUUUACAUGCAAAUACACCAUUUUUAUAGUACACAUCUGAAGCUCUGAAAUCGCAGGAGAAUGCCAUUCAAGUAUUUCAAAUCUUAAAAGAAACUAUCAAACUCUAGCCAGUACUUUCAGUUCAGUAUAGAACUGGGGAUGAGAGAACACAGUUGGAAAUUAAGUAGAGACUUCAAGUGGGACAGAGACUAAGAAAUACUCCUUUACGCAGAGAGUGGAAUGGAUUAACUAUCCAUGUUGUGAUGCCAAAUCAUUGAGAUCAUUUAAUCGACUAGACAAAAUGUUGAGAUCAACCAGCUACUAGAAACACUGACUGACCAAAUGGUUCCCUCUCAUUCGUAAUUUUCUUAUUUAUAAAAAAAUAAAAUAGUGCCAGCAAAGUGGUUUAAACUUUGUUUUUGUUUUGAAUUAUAUUUUCUAUUUUUUGUAUUGCAUUUCCAUUGCUGCCAUUGUCUCCUUGUGCAAACUUGCUAAUCAGUGUUAUAUCUUACUGAUAAAAAAGAAAACUGAAGAAAUACGAAGAAAUGACAACCCCCUGUUUCUGUAUUUAUAUAGAUAGGAUUUUAUAUCCCUACCUGCUUGUUUGCAAUAUCUGUUUUUGGUACAGAAUGUGUGAAUGUGCUAUCAUGGCUGUACAGAACUCUUGUGUAUUUUACUUUGCAUAUUAUAUUGUAUGGCUUUAUUGUUUCUGAAAAAAAUAAUAAUACAAGAUAAAUAAAAAGCAAUACAAAUCA
Polyodon spathula (Mississippi paddlefish) is the source of this 11019-nucleotide messenger RNA. Its product is annotated as tensin-like. Gene Ontology annotation, molecular function: protein binding. The record is from RefSeq and is a predicted model, not a curated record. NCBI's taxonomy places the organism in Eukaryota, Metazoa, Chordata, Actinopteri, Acipenseriformes, Polyodontidae. The transcript is spliced from 35 exons. Bases 251 to 5779 code for a protein of 1842 amino acids. Gene Ontology annotation, biological process: fibroblast migration.